Molecule: messenger RNA, 5300 nt
Organism: Nothobranchius furzeri (turquoise killifish)
Lineage: Eukaryota; Metazoa; Chordata; Actinopteri; Cyprinodontiformes; Nothobranchiidae
Gene: qser1
Product: glutamine and serine rich 1
Source: RefSeq, a predicted model, not a curated record
UCUCUCACACACACACAUACACACACACACACACACACACACGCACGCACGCACGCACACGCGUCUCCUGGAGGAGUAACUAACUUACACCAACAGGAGAUGAAAGAAAAAUAACAACAACGAAAAAUCCCCCAAGAGGGUAAAGAGACACUUUUCCUGCGGGACGACGCAGGCUGCACGCUCCUUUCAACUCGGAGGGUCCGACCCGGGCUGCGGUUUCCUCCGCUGCUACGAUGUGCGUCCACCGCUUCUCGAAGCUCCUCCGGGGAAGAAGCGACUCGUUCACCGGAUGAUGGACAGGAACUACCCGAGCUCCAGCUUUGCGGACGCGCUGGCUACUCCGGCACAGACCGCAGCUUCGUGGGCCUACGACCGCGGCUCGGCUAGCACCAAACCAAGUCCCAAUUAUGGAGCGGCACACCUCGAUGGAGAGCUCCUCCAGCACCAGAGCUACUCGUCAACACACCAGCCUCCUACUUACACUACAACUCACAUCCCAGCAGAUACAAGAACACUUGAGUCAAGCAGCAAUACUCCAGUGACCUCAAUCAUGAGCUUCCUGUCAGCUAUGGAGUCGAGAAGUCUUCAGGCUGGUCCUGUUAGUGCCUCGCUGCUUCCUCCUUUUAGACCUCCGUCUUGGCCCGCUGGUACCAACUCUUCCACCACUGAGCUGUACUUGACUGGUGCCCUGCCUUCAACAGCCACUUUCCCGUCUCCUGCUGCUCUGUCAUCCUUUCAGCACACAGGUGCCUACCCUUCCAGGAGUUAUGCUACCAACGCCUCCCUGGCUCUCCAGGAUCCUGCCUUCAGCCCUUCCACUAACGGCCUGUUUUCUCACCAUGAUUCGCUGCUCCAUUACAAACCCAGCCAGGCUGUCCUUCCCACUGCCCUGGCCUUCAAUCACCUCUCCACGCCAUCCCUGGGCUCUGCUCUGCCUGUGCAGUCCUCCACGUACCGCUCGGCCCAGGAGUCAGCCCCACACCUCUUGCAGCCCCAAUUCAGUUUGCUUCCCACUGCACUGCCUGCUCCUCAUGGUGCCCCGCAGCCAUACGGGGCUACAGUUUUCUCUAACUCUAUUGAAAGAGCACUUCAACGUGAAUGUAGUGUGAUCAAGCACCACCAGAGGCCUCCAAGUACCCACAUGGCCUCGGAGGAGUUGCCCAAUUCGGAGCACUCUCUGCAGAGUUACUACGGCCCAGGCAGUGAAACAGAUGUGUCCUACCAGGAGGACCCAUCCCGUCACACCCCGGUGUCCAGCUGCUCAUCAUCGAGGGCAGACUCAACCCAAGUAGUCGAUGGUUCUCCACAGCCAAAAACGGAUGCUUUUCCAUCUCCUUCACAAGACUGUUCCUCCAAAAUAGCUCCACACUCUGCUGGGGAUGAAGAGAGUUCCUCUCAGAACCUAAGAACAGGGUCUCCUGAGCAUUAUCCUGCUCACAAGCACAACUCAGUGAUUUCCAGUCAGCAAGUAGUCCAGCUCUCUAACCUACUGGCAAGUGGUUUGUCUCAGACCUACAUCACACCCCACACUCAGACUCCGACCUCCCAAUCCCCUUCUGAAAAACUACCCUCCCUUUAUACAACUCUACCUUCUCUGUCAAGCCACUCUGAUAAUGUGGCACCUCUUGGCCAGACUCUUGUGUACUCCUCCACCCCUGGGCUGAGGCAGGAGGAGGGGGUCCCGUACGCAGCCCAGGUCCAAAGCUUGUGUCAGGACACUUUCUCUGAAAGUUACUCUACUUCCCACUCUCAGGGUGCCCCGAAUAUGACAUUUACAUCUCCGCCACAAGAGCAGGAAUCUGUGGCACCGUGUCAAAGCUACAGCACCGGACAUUCCCUUAAUGCUGUGUAUUCGGCCACUUGUGUACAGAGCCUCCCAACAAGUUCUACCGUGGACUAUGGCCAUGUGCAGGACUCGUUGGGAGGGGACGCCCACAGCGCUCUGACGCAGACCCAAAACAUUUUGUCUGUAUCCAUGCCCACCUACUCUUCAUCUGCUCAGUCUUUACAAAACACCAUAAGCUCCUCCAUACAGGACAUAAAGCCAAUAUAUUCCAAACAAAAACUUGAAGAGCUUCCUCUCCAGGAUAUCGUGGCUCUACAACAAGUGUCUAUGGUUUCUGCUGCAGAUAGCAGCGCGGUCCCCCAUAACAACGUCAUCUGUGUCGUUUCGAAAAUGGACGAUCACAAACAGCAAACUGUCAUUCAUAGCAAUUCUCAAUCCGAUGAACAGUUCCUGGGACACAGUCUUACACAUUCAGUACAGCUGAAGGAUGAACCGAUUGGUUCUGUGAGCCAGCAGCAGAUUUGUUCAAAUGGCGUCGAUGGUCAUGAAGUUGCCAACGCGACGACUACAAACUCCACGAUCAUUCCGUCCCACGUUCCUCUUUGUCCAGAGCAACUAAAGCAGCCCCCUGUUCAGCUUAGGCCUCCCGACCCACUUCAACAGAAUCAACAAAAUAACCAGUUCAUCACACUUCCUAGCUCUCAGGUUCUCCUCGAGCCCAACCAGGUGAUUCUGGUCCAGCAGCCCCUUGUUCACCACAGUGAACCACCAGCUCAGUGCGUGGACCCUGUUCAUGUGCAGUACCUUCAGAUGAAUCGAGACCUUCUAACUCCCAUUGUCACUGAAACCCAAAGUCUGCAGGCCACAGUAAUGACCGAGCCAAGAUCGGAGUGUUCUUCUUCCUCUAAACAUCACUACAGCCAGGCAGCAGGUCAGCAACAAAACGACACCAAGAACCAGUUCACCCUCAACUCUAUUUGCUUCCCAGACUCUAUGCUGCUGGCAGACGACAGAAAUAUCUUGUCAAACGUUGACGACAUCUUGGCUGCCACUGUGGUGGCCUGCGGUGUUGCACCCCAAGAUUUUGUGAAAGCUGCAUCUUCCGCUGAGGCUGAAAUGGCAGAAAUAGGAAGUCCCGUUGAGUCCAAAGCACAUCUACAGACGAUCGAUUUGAGACAAAUGUCACCAAGUUUCUCCUCAGCACAGCAUUCAAUCACAACCAACACUAACUGUUACACUGUCAGUAUGACGUUAGAUGGAGCCCAGAUGGUCACCGACUGUCAGGGUCAGCUCGUUCUGCAUGAUAGCUCUACCGAUCUAAACACGAAUAAACAUGGUAGGAGCUCUGAGAAUGGCUACCACUCAGGCGAACAGAUGUUUGACUCUUCAGGUGUCCAAAACCAAGUCAAAGACAAUGCUAAAUGUGCUAAAACACAAGAGGUCUUCAAAGAAUGUCCUGCUGGGGAAGAUUCUUCAAAAAAGAAGGUACGCUCCAAGUCCUCAAGCAAAGCAGGAGCUGCUGAAGAUGAUGGAGGACCAUCAAGACUAGCCAAGCGUAGUGGGCAGUCCAAGAGGCAAAACUCCAGGGCCAGUGAUGUCAGUCCGCCAUCAGCUCCACAGAGUACCUACGAUGGCUGUCCCCAACAAGAGAGAAUCAGGCAAAAGAUUCGAGAAGUGGAAGAGAAACAGCCAGAAGUCAAAACUGGCUUCAUUGGUUCCUUCCUGGACUUUAUCAAGUCUGGACCCAAACAGCAGCACUCCCAAAGUCCUGCAAGAACAGCUAAUCGCCCGAAAAAACCAUCCGCCCAUUCCAAACCGUGCGCUUUGUCUGCUUUGCGCCCCAAAGUACAGAUUCUGCCUGGACCGUUGCUUCAUCAGGAGAGUCCGGCAGCGAGCUCUCAGCAGAAACGUCUGGAGGAAGAUCUCCAAAAGAACCUGGAGACUUUGCCAUCCUUCAGCUCAGAUGAAGAGGAGAACACUGGUAGGAACCAAGCUCUGAGGAACAGCAUCAGCUCAGCACUCUCGUCUCUGGACGAGGCGGCAGAUCGGAAAACAAGGACAGAUAACCAAAUCCACAGUUCCACAAUGAAACCAGACCAGCUUCCGACCACGUCGUUCAUCGUCACGCAGGUCUACCUGCAGCAGGUGCCCGCUGCACCUGUGGCAGCCGUGGUCUCAGGUGGGACGGCGUUUGUGACCAAAGACGAGCUUAAAGUGGUCCCGUCAGGCGAGCUGGCUGUGCAGCUGAUGAGCGUGGCCAUGGAGGGACUCACAGAUGAGGAGCUGUCUGACAGCGGGGGAGAGGGAAUGUACCGGGAGAGAGACGAGUUUGUUGUCCGGAAGGAGGAGGUCGAAUCCAUGAAGGCGACAAUGAGGGCAGGAACUGAGCCUCCGGCUAUUUGGAAGGUCCAGAAGGCUUUGCUGCAAAAAUUUGUGCCUGAGAUGCGGGACGGAAAGAGAGUCUUCUCCGCCACAAACAGUUACCUUGGAUACUUUGGCGAUGCGAAGAACAUGUACCACAGAGUGUACGUGAAGUUUCUGGACACGGUGAACAAAAGGGAGUACGUGCGUGUUUGUAGCCGGAAGCCGCGCUGCAAGCCGAUGAGCUCUUUUAGGGGUUCUCAGGUGCAAACUCUGCUGGGCUUGAUGGCUCUACCUUCCUCCGUUUUCCAGAACCAAAAGCCUCGACCCAAACAAGCAAAACCGAGGGCAGAACCGCCACCCAAGAAGAGGAGGAAGUGGAAAGAGGAGUGUUCAUCCACGGCCUCAGGAUCACCACCUGAAGAGCUAAGCCCUCCGUUUGCUUCAAGGCCCAUCAACACUCGAACCAUGAAGGAGACGUUCAGGAGUUUUGUGGAGCUGCUCGUCAGCGCCGCCCUGGACGAUGACGUGCUGGCAGCUCUGGAGAAAGCCAAUGAUGAGUUGCUGCUGCCACACAUGAAGAAAGUAGAUGGCAUGAUUGCUGACAACAGCAAACGCCUGCUGAACAAACUGCACGUGGGGCAGGUCCUAAAGGCGGCCUUGGACGGCUUCCCAGAGAUUUCCGUGGUGACAGAACCGGAGAAAGACGGGGAAACCCCAGCCUUUAAGGUGCGCCUCAGUGGAAAAGCCUACAAUAGGAAGACUAUGAAGCCGUACAAGGUGGCCAACAAAGUGCCUCAGGAGUAUACAGUGGACCAGCAGAAAUCUCAGUGGUUCUCUCUGUACCACUCUUUGCAGCAUUACAAAUACCACACGUACCUCAGGUGUAAGGACAAGAUUGCGUCUCUGCAGGUUCAGGCAGGAGACCUCGGGCAGGAGGAGACCAUACAAAAGUGUCUGCAAAACGGAGCUUGGGUCGAGAAGCUCUUUGAUCGCUUCGGGGAGCUAAUCAGUCAAGUGCAGCAGGUCUGCACAUGAUCCAGUCUCUGCAAAUUUGUUCUUCAUAGGAUUGACUCUUUGUGAGUUGGAGGUAUUGUGAUAUCCAAAAUGAUCACUAAAGAUGCAGUUUGUAAAUAAAAUGGCACAUGCAUUA